GGUAAGGAUAAGGCAGAAAUGAGGUGAGGAGGAAAAGUGCAAAACUGAGCAGGUUGUAAAAGAAAAAAACUUCAAUGAAAUUAAAUGAGUUCAAUAUAAAUUAACAGUACAGUAACAGUAAGUGAAAUUCUAACACUUCUACCUUAAUCCUUUGCAGCCAGCCUGCGCCAGAGCAGGUUAACAGCCAGGCUAUGAUUAAUCCUGGAGUCUCAUGUGUUAAUCAAUCAAUCAAACGACAAAACAAUCAUUUGCCGCUCUGAACCGAAAUAAACGCGUUCAACAGUUAUUCCGUUGUCUUUUGAUUUAUUUUUAUCGACAUGUUUUACACCCGUCCUGUGUAGCUAGACGGUAAUAAGUGAAUCUGCUGAAGGUUCAAACGCUGAACCUGACUGCAUACUAAGCCCCGCCCCUCCACCUGAGAGCGGAGUUGUUGGAUUGGCUGUUUAGUGUCGGGACAAACCAAUUAAAUCGCUACCACGUUAGACUGUCAGGGAUUACACGCGUUCUGAAUCUUGUACAUAUAAAACAAACUAUUCUAAUUUGCAUAAACUGCAACCAUUGAACUGUAAUAUUAUUAAUCUCUAGCUAAAACUCCUUUUUAUCCACCUGUAUCUAUUUUUACAGUACGUUUUAGAAAUCUAUACCGUGCUGUCUAAAUUAAUUUGGUUCCCGCGCUACACAUUACUUGUCACUGAGUUUGAUUUUACUAUUGCAGUUGUUUGGAUGGUUAGAAAUGGUUGAUGAGGUUGCAACGGUAAUUUCAAUGAAGUCAGUGAUGAGGGCGAUACAUAAAGUCCCACCCACCCUCCGUGUUUCUUCCUGCACCAUGGCGUGCCCAUUGCUGGACAACGUUUGGGAUGAAAUUAUAUAUUCAGUUUCCUCCAAUCUCUUUUUCUCCGGUGCUGUAGAGCAUGUUAAUCACUCCUGUGCUGUCAUCUCUUCCGCAUGACCCACAUGGUCUGUUUAGCCUCUUGGGCAGAGCAAGGAGACACAUUCGGAAUACAUCCACACACUCGUCCACACACACUGGAUUCACCUGCCUUCGGUAUGGACCUGAGACUCCUGUUGGUAGCUUCUGCUCUCCUCCUGGGGGCCACGCUCAGCCUCUCACCGGCUGACGGAACCUCACAGUGCAAAAUCAAAUGGUUGUUCGGCAUCUCGUGCGAAGAUGUAACUGUGAAGCUGGUGAGCCAGAUCAAGGCCUGGCAGAUUGGGCAAAGCUGUCAAUAUACCGGAGAGAGGUGCUCGUACGAGCUUGUGUCAACAGCUCCAUACGUGAUCAAAGCCGCGCACACGUCUCCUGGAACCAAAAACGUCAAUGACCUUCAGUUUCUCCUGGAGCAGUCCACCGUUUGCAAAGUGACCGGAGAAGCAGUAUCUGAGUUCUCCGAAGACCUAGCCGAUGACAGCGUAAACUACUGCAGCCUCCAGAACCUCAUGGACGGAAGUGACCUGAUCAAGGCAGAGGGAUACAAACAGUUCAGCAAUAAGUGGAUCUGUCCCGGGUUCGAUUCCGCCAACUGCACCUUACUUUAGGCGGAAAUCUCACAACGUCUUCAGAGAAUACUGGUUCCUAACAGUGUAUUUAUCUUCUUCUUGUAUUCACGUAGGCCUCAUAAAGGUACAUAGUAAUCAUCUAAGACACACUGUAAAUGUAGUUUUAAAUGAUUUGAUACAAAUGAUUCAGUUAUCGGUUUCACAUGAACACAGAUGUUAACACCUGAUGCCUCUGAAUUGUAUGAACAAUUUCCAAUAAAUCAAUCAAAGCAAAAA
Molecule: messenger RNA, 1773 nt
Organism: Gasterosteus aculeatus aculeatus (three-spined stickleback)
Lineage: Eukaryota; Metazoa; Chordata; Actinopteri; Perciformes; Gasterosteidae
Source: RefSeq, a predicted model, not a curated record